AUGUCUAAUGUACAGGGUAACGGAACUACACAGGCUCCUCCCGAUCCAAGCAUAGCCUUGAAGCCAUGUGAUUUUGACAGUGUCAAUACUCAUGUCAAGAAGAUCAAUGAGCUAGUCGGCUCCAUUUCUCCGACAGACAAUGUUACCAGAAACGAGCUUGCCGAGACCGCCCGGAAGUUGGUGAGGGCUCUAGAGACACCCCGGGAGACCAUGAUUAAGCACUGCUGGGCACAGCCUGCAGCCAUGACUGCCCUCACAACUGGGGUCGAGCUAGGAUUAUUCGAGGCCAUGGCCGCGGAUAACGGGAGCAGCAAGAAGACGGCAGACCUUGCUAAGACCGUCGGAGCCGAUCCCACCCUCGUCGCUCGAUUGCUCCGCCAUAUUGGUGCGAUGGGCUACGUCGAGGAAACCGAUAUUGACCAGUAUAAGCCAACAAACUUUACCAAAUCCCUGGUCAUCCCCAUCAUCAGCGCUGGCUACCCAGUCCUAUCCGGCGGUCUGCUCAGCGCAAAUAACUUAUUCCACGAAUACCAAAAGAAAGUCGGCUACAAGACACCCAACGAUCUCUCCGAUGGCCCCCUUCAAUAUGCGUAUAAGACGAAGCUUAACAUGUUCGAGCAUCUCCAAGCGAACCAACCCUAUGGCGAUCUAUUCAAUCUACACAUGGGCGGAUACCACCAAGGGCGAGCAAGUUGGAUGGACACUGGGUUCUACCCAGUACAAGAGAAGCUGAUCGAUGGAGCCGAUAAGGACGACAAGGCCCCCUUUAUAGUCGAUGUUGGUGGCUCCAUCGGACACGACAUUCAGGAGUUGCUAGAGAAGUAUCCUCACAUCCCCGGCCGUCUGGUUCUGCAAGAUCUACCAGCUGUGCUUGGACAGAUCAAGACCCUAGACAGCCGAAUCGAGCGCAUGGAGCACAAUUUCUUGACCGAGCAACCCGUCAAGGGUGCCAGGGCUUACUUCAUGCACUCCGUCCUGCACGACUGGCCGGAUGUUGAAUGCAGGAAGAUUCUAGCCCGUCUCACAGAGGCCAUGAAGCCAGGGUAUAGCAAGAUUCUCAUCAACGAGAACGUUAUCCCCCCACGCCACGCCCAAUGGGAGGCUACGGCUUUAGAUAUCCUAAUGAUGACCCUCCUUGCUUCGCGAGAGCGAACAGAGCAAGAUUGGCGUGAUUUGCUCGAGCCUGCUGGCUUGAAGAUCGUCAAGAUCUGGACCGUCCAGAACGGCGUCGAAAGUCUUAUUGAAUGUGAACUUGCUUGA
Messenger RNA from Hypoxylon trugodes, 1260 nucleotides. Its product is annotated as S-adenosyl-L-methionine-dependent methyltransferase. The record is from RefSeq and is a predicted model, not a curated record. Gene Ontology annotation, molecular function: O-methyltransferase activity. NCBI's taxonomy places the organism in Eukaryota, Fungi, Ascomycota, Sordariomycetes, Xylariales, Hypoxylaceae. The transcript has 6 exons. The coding region runs from base 1 to 1260 and encodes 419 amino acids.